Penicillium maclennaniae is the source of this 717-nucleotide messenger RNA. RefSeq names its product GNAT family N-acetyltransferase. Gene Ontology annotation, molecular function: acyltransferase activity, transferring groups other than amino-acyl groups. The coding region runs from base 1 to 717 and encodes 238 amino acids. The record is from RefSeq and is a predicted model, not a curated record. The transcript has a single exon. Lineage: Eukaryota; Fungi; Ascomycota; Eurotiomycetes; Eurotiales; Aspergillaceae.
AUGGCCUCCAUACAGCCCCAACUAUACGAGUCCUUCGCCAUUCUGACACCUAGACUCAUCAUCGUCCCCACACCAAUCGCUGUUUCUUCGAAAACCUACCGAGCACUCUAUGCAGCGUUACAUGCCGAUGAGAGCUUUUGUUCAAUAGCUUUCGGCGAGCACUUUAAGGCUCGCAAUUGGAGCGACGAUGAAACGCGUGAAGUGAUUGAGACACGCGAUAUUGGACGCUGCUGGGAUCAACGCGGGCUGGGUGAUUUUGCCGUGGGGCUACGCAAAUCGAUUGGCCUAGACGAGACCGUGUCUUAUCAUCCCAACACAUCUGUUGUUAAGGGACGCGAUCUCCCGCUACUUGCGGGGCCGAAUGCGGAACGCCUGGAUCCGAUUGAGUGGAUCGGAUAUACCGGUGUCCGUGAUGCAACCACGACCUCGCUCCCGAAACGAGGAGUCAAUGAUUCCACUUUUCCACCGUGGAACGAGAUGGUCGAGCUGCGAUAUGGUCUUUCGCCCAAAUUUUGGGGCUCAGGAUUCGCAAAGGAAGCGGCGGAGGCGGUCAUGCAGUGGGCUGUGGACGAGCGCGGCGUGAAGAGAUUCAUUGCGGAGACGGAGAGAGAGAAUCAACAAAGUGCGAGGCUUUUAGAUAAAUUAGGAUUCGUUACAAGUGGAACGGAUUAUUGGAAAGAGCCAAGUGAGGUGGAAUGGGAACUGGUUGUACGGUAG